Mus pahari (shrew mouse) is the source of this 479-nucleotide messenger RNA. RefSeq names its product small integral membrane protein 26 (gene Smim26). Gene Ontology annotation, cellular component: mitochondrion. The transcript has 2 exons. Bases 48 to 368 code for a protein of 106 amino acids. Lineage: Eukaryota; Metazoa; Chordata; Mammalia; Rodentia; Muridae. The record is from RefSeq and is a predicted model, not a curated record.
AGGCUGUUGCGGACACUUGGAAAGACUUCCUCCUCUCCUUUGGAGCAAUGCAAGCUGAAAAGGCCUCGCUCUGGUACCGGCGGAUGUCCUUUGUCUACGCACUCGGUGCCUGGUCGGUGCUGGGUUCAGCGUUUUUUCUUUCACGGAAAAAGAAAGCAUCAGACUGUGAAGAUCAAGAGGAUGGCACAAGAAAUGAAACACCUCUUUCUACAAGUGAAGACUCUGAUUUAGCAAUGGAAAGGGUCGAGCAUAGAGAAGGGUUUUACGUGAAAUCAUUUUUAAAGUAUUCAGAAAAUUCUGUUCCAGUCACUCAAAGGAUCUUGACCUAUCUGAAGUCAUGGACUGAUGGGCCUGGCCCGCAAGUGUGAACAGCUUGCUGAAUUCUGCAAACAAGGACUUGGCUCAGUAUUUGAUAGAUGUCUUGAUUUCCAUUUCAUGUAUUUAAUGUAAUGUUAUAAAAUAUAAGCAUUAAUAAUGUG